GCGUCCUCUGUCCCCGUGCUGCCGCUGCGUGCGCCUUUGCGUCGGGGAUUGCCCACUUCAGAUUCGAGCACGGAGGGCUCCCUCUCCCUCUCUCUCCUUGCCGGCAGCGCUGCGUCGGAAUCCGCGACUGGCCGGCUCCGUUCCAAACGGCCCAAGAUUAUUUUACGCAGGUCCCGAUUUUGUUGCCUGAGGAAUGUCCUCACCCAGCACUUCUCAGCCCCCAGCAGUGACAGAGGGAGAACCUACAACAGCUAACGAUAACGCAAGACCUCAUGACCCAGAUUUUGCAGGCACUGAUUCUGCUGAACCAGCACGAAGCAGACUUUCAUUGCAGUUGGAUCAGCGGUCAUUACAUUUUGCUGUUAGUGCUUGGGUUCUUAUUAUUGCGUUGAUUGGCAUCCUUCCACUGGCAACACGACAACUCCAAUACAAGGGAUACCGAUUGUCACUUCUUGGCACAACCUGUACCACAGGUUAUGCCUUAUUUGCUCUUUAUGGGCUACCCAGAGUAGGGAACACUCAGGCUGUUCAGGCAUGGGGUCACCUUGUCACUUCAUCGAAGGACUUUAUACCAUUCAUGUACUGCCUUAUGUUUGUUACGUCUAAACUACACUUGAAGCUUGUUUUGGUACCGGUAAUUUGUUGGGCACUCGAACAUGUUGCCAGAUUUCUGCGGCGCCAUUUUACCAAUUCCUCUCUGUACAGGUCAUACCUGGAGCCGCUUUGCACGUGGGUUGACAGAAACACAACUGCAGUCAACUUUCUGAUUGCAAAUGCAGAGAUUUUGUUGGGCUUUCUUUUGAUCUUAGCCCUGUUCUCGAAACAGCGCAAUGUUAUGCAAACAUUCAUGUACUGGCAGUUGCUGAAACUCAUGUAUCAUUCCCCUUUCACCGCUGGCUAUCACAGAGCUAUCUGGCUUAAAAUUGGCCGUACAGUUAACCCCUACAUCCACAGUUACACCCCUUUUCUUCAUGACCCGAUGAACGCUGGCAUGAGAUGGUGGUUCAGGUAGGAUGGAUAUGGCACCAGUAGUCAUGUAAAGGAAUAUAAAUGUUUUUGGUGAAGUUCCACAGUUAACCCAAUUCUUUUUCUUAGCAAGUUGCAGCUUGUGAGUGACUUGUUAAUAGUCCUUUUUUGCGACAUUGAGCUGAUGAUAAUGUUUAGUUAGUGAUCAGUAAUUCUUGUAACUUUGUGGUCAUGAUUGUAGAACUACUAGUAAAGAUCUUGAGGCUUUUGCCAUGAAGUGAAAAUUGCGAAGUGUAAUGUUGCUUAA
Messenger RNA from Lolium rigidum, 1273 nucleotides. RefSeq lists its product as uncharacterized. Gene Ontology annotation, biological process: endoplasmic reticulum tubular network organization; membrane organization. Lineage: Eukaryota; Viridiplantae; Streptophyta; Magnoliopsida; Poales; Poaceae. Gene Ontology annotation, cellular component: endoplasmic reticulum; membrane. The transcript is spliced from 9 exons. The coding region runs from base 194 to 1012 and encodes 272 amino acids. The record is from RefSeq and is a predicted model, not a curated record.